Guyanagaster necrorhizus is the source of this 702-nucleotide messenger RNA. RefSeq lists its product as uncharacterized. Lineage: Eukaryota; Fungi; Basidiomycota; Agaricomycetes; Agaricales; Physalacriaceae. The transcript is spliced from 3 exons. The record is from RefSeq and is a predicted model, not a curated record. The coding region runs from base 272 to 523 and encodes 83 amino acids.
CGUCCCUAUUCUUUGUACCCGAUAUUCACCUGGCUACUUUGAAAAGGAUCGGGGGUGAGGGAUACGUCCAUGCCCACAAAGCGUCUUGGAGUAAUUUCACUGACGGAAGACGAUCACCUGGACAAAUAUCAAGUCAUGUCUCGAUGAUUGCCAGUAUAGGUAGUAUCAUCUUAAGCACUUGUAUAUGAGGGCUCAUCAUCCGUCCAAAUACUCGUGGCGAUUCCUGCGCUUGUGAAGACGAAACAAUAGAAGUAUGGAGACCCCCGCCACUAUGUACAGCUUCCCUACUGUCUUACUCAUGUGGGCUAUGGUCUCCUUCCUGGUCGCGUCCGGCGUAGUCUGUUUCACUGCCUCCAGUUUAUCCGACCGAAUGCUCGUCGGUGGUGCAUGGAUUCUUAUCGGCGUCUCCUCAUACUCUGGUGCAGCGCUGCAUUUUGGGAAGUCAAGCAUGUGUAUGUUCCUUACAUGUCCGACCUCGCAGUGCCGGUCAAGUAUUGGGACAGAUUGCCUGCAAAUCUCGUGAAAAGAUUUUAUAUAUAUAGAAUGAAGACACUCCCGCGGAUAAGCUCGGUGGACAAGGUAGCAGUGGACGUUUAAUGCUGAAGAGUGCGGAGGAGCUGAUGAUUCUGUACCAGAGUCCCGUAGCGUUUGUUAGGUUGUAAUUAUAUGAUCGUGCUGUGCACUGAUAAGAAAUUAAGGUAU